UCAGCAGGCAAUUUCUUAAGCCAUAAACGGUGGAAGCGACGUAGAGAGUGACAGGGUGGGCAGAGAAAGUGUUCCAGAGGAGAAACAAUGUUAAGGGAGUUCGCCUGAAAUCUUCACAAUUUCAGUGAAAAUGGUCCGAAUUUGUAGUUGUUUUCGGGCAGCGUAGCUGGUGUAGCGCACCAGAUUCUCGAGGUGUGGUGCGCAUCUCUCACCUCUCGCCACGGGCACUGAGCAUGCCCAGCUUGUCUGCGAGAGGGGUCCCCCCCAGAGGAGCUGCCAGCCAAUACUCCAUCGCUCCAGGUUUUAUGAACAACCGCGAGUGGGGAGGAGGGACAGGAGCAAGGAGCCGGGCAGAGCAACGGGUUCAACACAGGGAUUGGUCGCAAGUAGGAAGCUUUUCCACUACACCGGGUCUCGGGGAAUCUGUCUGCGGUCCCGAGGCUCCCGCGGAGCUCCUAGCAAAGGUAAUGUGCAGUUGAAUGUUCAAGAUAAAUAUCUUACUCCAGAAAAGGAUUGUCUGACACAUAGUCAUUCCACAAUAUGCAUCCAAUAUACAGAUCCUUAUGAAAGAUUAAAGGUUGUAUAAAACUCAAAAGAAGCAGCCAUUCUAGUCACUAGUUAUUGGACUUGAGCCUCCUUUGACCUCGGAAACUGAAGAUGAGGUUGCUAUGGGAACUCCUGGUGCUGCAAUCAUUCAUGUUGUGCCUUGCAGAUGACAAUACACUGCACGGACCAAUUUUCAUCCACGAACCAAGCCAUGUGAUGUUCCCAUUGGAUUCAGAGGAGAAGAAAGUGAAAUUGAAUUGUGAAGUUAAGGGGAAUCCCAAACCACUUAUCAGGUGGAAGUUAAAUGGAACAGAUGUUGACAUUGGUAUGGAUUUCCGCUACAGUGUGGUUGAAGGCAGCUUGUUGAUCAAUAGCCCCAAUAAAACCCAAGAUGCUGGAACAUACCAGUGCAUAGCAACAAACUCAUUUGGAACAAUUGUGAGCAAGGAAGCAAAACUUCAGUUUGCUUAUCUGGAAAACUUCAAAACACGAACAAGAAGUACCGUGUCCGUGCGCCAAGGUCAAGGAAUGGUGCUACUGUGUGGCCCCCCACCUCAUUCUGGAGAACUGAGCUAUGCCUGGAUCUUCAAUGAAUACCCGUCAUACCAGGAUAACAGACGUUUUGUUUCUCAAGAGACUGGAAACCUAUACAUUGCCAAAGUGGAAAAAUCAGAUGUUGGGAAUUAUACCUGUGUAGUAACCAACACAGUCACAAACCACAAAGUGCUAGGACCUCCUACACCUUUAAUACUGAGGAAUGAUGGGGUCAUGGGUGAAUAUGAGCCAAAAAUAGAAGUACAGUUUCCAGAGACAGUCCCAACUGCGAAAGGAGCAACUGUGAAGUUGGAAUGCUUUGCUUUGGGAAAUCCAGUUCCAACUAUUAUCUGGCGAAGAGCUGAUGGAAAGCCAAUAGCCAGGAAAGCCAGAAGACACAAAUCCAAUGGGAUUCUUGAAAUUCCAAAUUUCCAGCAGGAAGAUGCUGGUCUAUAUGAGUGUGUAGCUGAAAAUUCAAGAGGAAAAAAUGUGGCCAGAGGACAGUUGACAUUUUAUGCUCAGCCUAACUGGAUCCAAAAAAUAAAUGAUAUCCAUGUGGCCAUUGAGGAAAGCAUCUUUUGGGAGUGCAAAGCAAAUGGGAGACCAAAGCCUACAUACAGGUGGCUAAAAAAUGGUGAACCAUUGCUAACUCAGGACACAAUUCAAAUCGAGCACGGGACACUAAACAUAACCACCGUGAACCUCACUGAUGCAGGCAUGUAUCAAUGUGUGGCUGAAAACAGACAUGGAAUUAUUUUUGCUAGUGCAGAGCUCAGCGUUAUUGCUUUGGGUCCAGACUUCUCCAGAACCCUUUUGAAAAGGAUGACCCUUGUUAAAGUGGGAGGCGAAGUUGUCAUUGAGUGUAAACCAAAGGCUUCCCCUCGGCCUGUCUAUACUUGGAAAAAAGGGAAGGAGAUCGUAAGAGAAAAUGAACGAAUUACUUUUUCUGAAGAUGGAAGCCUUAGAAUCAUGAAUGUGACAAAAUCUGAUGCUGGCAGUUACACUUGUAUCGCAACUAAUCAUUUUGGAACAGCUAGCAGUACUGGAAACUUGGUGGUAAAAGAUCCAACCCGCCUUCUGGUGCCACCCUCCAGUAUGGAUGUUACUGUUGGAGAAAGCAUUGUCCUGCCUUGCCAAGUAUCCCAUGACCACUCACUGGACAUUGUGUUUACUUGGUCAUUCAAUGGACGCCUGAUUGACUUUGACAAAGAUGGUGACCAUUUUGAAAGAGUAGGAGGGCAGGAUUCAGCUGGUGAUUUGAUGAUCCGAAGUAUCCAGCUGAAGCAUGCUGGGAAAUAUGUCUGCAUGGUACAAACAAGUGUGGACAAGAUAUCAGCAACUGCAGACCUGAUUGUAAGAGGUCCCCCAGGCCCACCAGAGGCCGUGACUAUCGAUGAAAUCACAGAUACCACCGCCCAGCUGUCCUGGAGGCCAGGAGCAGAUAACCACAGCCCUGUCACAAUGUAUGUCAUUCAGGCCAGAACACCAUUUUCCGUGGGCUGGCAAGCAGUCAGUACAGUCCCAGAACUGAUUGAUGGGAGGACAUUUACUGCUACUGUGGUGGGCCUGAACCCUUGGGUUGAAUAUGAAUUCCGUGUCGUUGCGGCCAACACCAUUGGAAUUGGGGAACCAAGCAGACCUUCAGAGAAACGAAGAACUGAGGAAGCCCUCCCUGAAGUCACCCCAGCUAACGUCAGUGGAGGUGGAGGCAGCAAAUCUGAGCUGGUCAUAACCUGGGAGACUGUCCCUGAAGAAUUACAAAAUGGAGGAGGUUUUGGGUAUGUGGUGGCAUUUCGACCCUUUGGCAAAGUGAGCUGGAUGCAGACAGUGUUGGCUUCUGCAGAUGCGUCCAGAUACGUGUUCAGGAAUGAGAGCCUGCCUCCAUUCUCCCCCUAUGAAGUGAAAGUGGGAGUCUACAACAACAAAGGAGAAGGCUCUUUCAGUCCAGUCACAGUGGUGUAUUCUGCAGAAGAAGAACCCACUAAACCACCACCCAGCAUCUUUGCCAGAAGCCUGUCUGCCACAGACAUUGAAGUUUUCUGGUCCUCUCCCCUAGAGUCAUUUAGUAAAGGACGGAUACAGGGUUAUGAGGUCAAAUACUGGAGUCAUGACGAUAAAGAAGAGAAUGCUAGGAAAAUAAGAACGAUUGGAAAUCAAACAUCAACGAAAAUAACCAAUUUGAAAGGCAGUGCUUUAUAUCAUUUGGCUGUCAAGGCCUACAACACUGCUGGAACUGGACCCUACAGUGUAACUGUCAAUGUGACAACAAAAAAGCCACCACCAAGUCAACCCCCUGGAAACAUCAUAUGGAAUUCAUCUGACUCCAAAAUUAUAUUGAAUUGGGAUCAAGUCAAAGCCCUGGACAAUGAAUCCGAAGUAAAGGGAUACAAAGUUUUAUACAGAUGGAACAGACAGAGCAGCACAUCUGUAAUUGAAACAAACAAGACGUCCGUGGAGCUUUCCUUGCCUUUCGAUGAAGACUAUAUCAUAGAAAUUAGGCCAUUUAGUGAUGGAGGAGAUGGCAGUAGCAGUGAACAAAUUCGAAUUCCAAAGAUAUCAAGUGCGUAUGCAAGAGGAUCUGGAGCCUCAACUUCAAAUGCUUGUACGUUGUCAGCCAUCAGUACGAUAAUGAUCUCCCUCACAGCGAGGUCCAGUUUAUGACAAAAAAUAUCUAAAGGACUUGCUGAUGAUAAUAUAAGCAACAUUUAGCUAGUUGUUUUGAAGACACCCAGUACUAAGUAAUAUUGUUGUUCAAGUACAUCUUAUUACUGGAAAAAAAUGUUUUAUGCUUCUUUAGAAAUGGCAUUAUACAGUACUUCCUCAAAGCAAAUAUAGCUUUGUCUGAAGUUUCUUUGGAAACUCUGCAAUGCACUGAAAACAUCUGUAAUAUGAUGUUACCAAAGCAGUUUACAUAUGUCCUUAUAUGCAUAUUUUUUAUUAUAUAUUUAGUGUUUUAUAGAAUUUUUUAAAGUUAACAUAUGAUGUAGAUAUUGAUUUUUUUUUCCUCUUGCUGUAAAAUGCUAUGGGUGACACUAUCAUAAACUUAUGAUUUGAAAAUGUUUCCUCUAAGGAUGGAGUGUUCAAAACUUGUCUCAGUGAAUCAACUGCAACUUGACUGUGCAGUUUUACAGGGCAUCCCCAGGGUGACCAGCUGGGGACUUGGUUUGUCACUCAAGGCUACUGGAUUUAAAUGGCAGUUAUGAUGGUGGUGGAUGCAUUCAAUCAAGUACUUCUGAUAUGUAAAAUUCGCUUGCUCCUCACUCUCUUCCUCUCCCCAAUCCCCCUUCCCAUCAUCCUAUGGAUUUUGUGACCUACAAAACAAUUUUCAGGAAUGGCUGCAAUCUCAAAAGCAUAAACACACCGCCCAAGGGGCACUUUGUGCAAUAUUCCCAUCCAUGACAUUAGCGUCGCAUCGCAUUGUAAAGUUUUCUUUAUACUCAACUCAGUUUCUAUUGUCUUUGUAGUAGCAUUAUCUUAGACAUGGAAAUCAACAUUACAUAUCUUGUAGUAACACAGAUCAAGUUACUAUAGUCAACCGAGUCUUUGAAGAGAAGAGGUAAUUUUCCUAUCUUGAAAUGUAAUUGUUUUGAAUGUACAUUUUAAAAGGUAAUUCUAUGUUGAUGGUUUCAUAAUUUAUUUACAAAAUUUCUUAUAUAUGAUAUCUAUGUAGCUCUUUUUAAAAAAUCCCAUCAUUUGAAUUAAGAUAAUGUACGGAAUUUGACAGAUUUUUCCUGUUUUGGCAAGCAAUUGUUGCAAGUACAUUUUUUUCAUAUGAAUCUUCAGAGAGAUUCCUUGAUAUGGUUGUAUGUUCCCUUAAUGAAUCGCGAGCUUCAUGUAGGCAGCCUAGUUGCUUUAUAAACUUUUACAUUCUUAGUCUUAAAAUUGCAUUGGAAAGUGACAAUAUCAAACAAACCAUAUUAUUCAGGAAAGGACUGUUUGUUAUUAUAGGGGAAUUUUGUAAGCUGACUUUGACAGAGCUAUCAACAUAACUAAAGCGAAAAAAUUUUCUAGAAAAAUUUUCACCUUUAAAUGUGCUGCCACCAUUUUUUUCUUUCCUCUCCUGAGAGCUUGAAUUUGCCUGUAACUUGUCAUAUUUUUGCUUACAAAUAAUACAAGUUAACUUUUAAACCUUCUAAAUAUAUUUAUUCAGUAAAGUCAUAAUCAGGAUUCCACUUGUGUAAAAGUCAAGGGUGUUAACCAGAAAAAAAAUAUUGUCAGUAUUUCAUGCUGUGUUCCUUUCUUAGUUUAAUAUGGUUACUUCUAUGUAAAAAACAAAAACAAAAACAGUACAAAAACCAAAAAAUACAAAAAAAUACAAAAAUCGCACAAAAAAGACAAAAACAGCAAAAUAAAUGAAAAAUAGGACACCCCAUGUAGUUUCCAUCCCCAGUGUAAAUGAUAUUUAUCAGUGAUCUAGCAGAUGUAAUCUUUUUUUAAAGGUAUUGUUAAUAAAUAUGCUG
Molecule: messenger RNA, 5540 nt
Organism: Phascolarctos cinereus (koala)
Lineage: Eukaryota; Metazoa; Chordata; Mammalia; Diprotodontia; Phascolarctidae
Source: RefSeq, a predicted model, not a curated record